Dioscorea cayenensis subsp. rotundata (Guinea yam) is the source of this 720-nucleotide messenger RNA. Its product is annotated as photosynthetic NDH subunit of subcomplex B 3, chloroplastic. Gene Ontology annotation, biological process: P450-containing electron transport chain. Gene Ontology annotation, molecular function: 2 iron, 2 sulfur cluster binding. NCBI's taxonomy places the organism in Eukaryota, Viridiplantae, Streptophyta, Magnoliopsida, Dioscoreales, Dioscoreaceae. The record is from RefSeq and is a predicted model, not a curated record. Gene Ontology annotation, cellular component: chloroplast thylakoid membrane. The coding region runs from base 21 to 560 and encodes 179 amino acids. The transcript is spliced from 6 exons.
UCAAAGAACUACACCACAAGAUGGAAAUCAUGGGAGCCCUCCAGCUCCAUCCUCCUCUCCCUCUCUUCAAGCACACCACCACAAAGUCCUACAAACUCUCAAGCAAGCUCAGCAUGUCUAGAGGUUUUCAUAAGCUCAAUGCAUUGGAAACAAAUUCACCUUCAGGCAUUACUGAUCUUGAAGAAGAACUGCCUUCAAUUGAUUUCGCUUUUGUCAGUCCAAAACUGCUGCCUGAUGGAUCACCGGAUGUUCAUAUUCGGUCUGCUGUCGGAGGGCAGAAGCUGAGGGAUAUAAUGCUGGAUGGGAACAUUGAUCUCUAUGGACCUUAUGACAUACCAUUGUCUAAUUGUGCAGGAGGAGGAACUUGCGGUACAUGCAUGGUAGAGGUGGUUGAAGGAAAGGAAUUGCUCAGUCCACGCACUGAUAAAGAAAAGGAAAUCCUGAAAAGGAAACCAAAGACAUGGAGAUUAGCAUGCCAAACUGUUGUUGGGAAACCAGAUUCAAGAGGAGAGCUUAUAAUUCAGCAACUACCCGAGUGGAAGGCACACGAAUGGGAAUGAAAACAGAACAUACCGAGUUGGAAUGUAAUUUGAUAUCAUAAAUUGACAGAGAGCUUGGUGUUUUACUCCUUAGCUUUCGUGCUUUUAUUAUCUUCAAUUUCAUUGUAGUCUGUGAACAAAGCAAACAAUCAGAACUUAAAAAUAGGUUGAAUUCAUAUCA